Molecule: messenger RNA, 689 nt
Organism: Zea mays
Lineage: Eukaryota; Viridiplantae; Streptophyta; Magnoliopsida; Poales; Poaceae
Exons: 4
Coding region: 207-689 (160 amino acids)
Source: RefSeq, a predicted model, not a curated record
AAUACGCCACUGCAUACAAAAUAUUAAAGGACCCAGACGGAUGUGAUAAUGAAUGGAUCGUACAGCAUACAAAACGGUCUAAUAAAAUUGUGUGGGGACAACAUCAAUUCAAUAUAACAGCAGACAUAGAAGCUGGGGAGUAUACAUGCGAGUGCAAACAGUGGGAACAUACAGGUCUAUUGUGUGUUCAUCUUUUAAGAGCCUUCAUGCAUCUUCAAGUUGAAAAGAUACCUUCAAAGUAUAUAUUGCAAAGGUACACUGUCUCAUCAAGAAAAGAUGUUCCGUUUGAAAGAAUUGAUAAGAGCUUCAGGGGGAAGGAUGGAGUUACUAAAUCAUACAGACAGAAAAUGUUGUUAACGAAAACAAUGAAAGUAGUUCGCCAGGCGUGUAUGUCAAAAGCAGGGUACGAUAAGGCGAUGGAUGUGUUGGAUGAGCUCGAUGUCGUUCUAAGCCGAUUGGAGCCAGAUAUUGGAUGUAAUGAGUCAACAGAUGUUAGUGAUAAUGAGGAAGACAAGGAAGAAGAGUUGAAUAAAAAUAAUGCUGGCGAUGGGAUGGAAGAUGACAAUACAAUUACAUGUCAUAAUAAGGAUUCGCAUAACACCAGGACUGGAUGUGAACAUGCGUUAACAAUAAUAACAACUGGUAACCAGGUACAUAUUAAAAUAAUAUUGUUUAUUUGUCUAAAAUGA